Messenger RNA from Hypoxylon fragiforme, 2048 nucleotides. RefSeq names its product Aldo/keto reductase. The transcript has a single exon. Bases 629 to 1870 code for a protein of 413 amino acids. Lineage: Eukaryota; Fungi; Ascomycota; Sordariomycetes; Xylariales; Hypoxylaceae. Gene Ontology annotation, biological process: dehydro-D-arabinono-1,4-lactone biosynthetic process. Gene Ontology annotation, molecular function: D-arabinose 1-dehydrogenase [NAD(P)+] activity. The record is from RefSeq and is a predicted model, not a curated record. Gene Ontology annotation, cellular component: cytosol.
GAAAUAUUUUCUUAUCUUGCAUAACCAUCUACUUAUCAACAUUUCGUCGGCUCGGCUUAAGCGGGCUAAGACACACACCUAUUAUAUUUCCUCACCUCUUGACGUGAGAUCUAAACCGAGAUCCGUAUAUUUGUCUCACUUUAAUAUCCAUUGCUGCCCCUUCUUCCAUCAUGGAUAAGCUCAUCAGUCCCGUAAAUGACUCACCGCAUUCUUCGAUCCACGACGUCCACCUCUUUGUGGACAUCUGGUCAUCUAGACCGACUAUGGUGAUCCCUUGAUGAUGGCAACAGUAGAAUGCCACAAAUGUCCCACUCAAGUCCUCCUAGGCAACCUAGUAGCAAUUACCUACCUAGUAGUACCUAGUAGGGGCACAGCUUCCCAUUGUUAAACAUGGACUAACAUCGAAGCCCUUACCCCUUUCCAAUUAGAAAGAUCUAUCUCUGGUUUAGCCCAAGCUUUAUCCCCCCCACCUGCAACCUGCGAGGACCCUGAAAAUCCCUCGAGUUCCUUCACCGGCGAUUCGAUUGCAAUACACUUCUUAAAACCUCUUUACUAUACCUCCCGUGUUUGACAGUUACUUCACACAUCAAUCAACCUACCCGGACCUCCACGUCGGUCUGUUGUUGUCAUGAUGGGUUCCCUCCCGGACCCUGCCUCUCCUCGCCAGCCCCUCCAUGAAGUGAUACCUCCCCUGAUCUUAGGCACGGCGACAUUCAACACACAAUAUGUUGCGAACCCGUUCGAUCUGCCCUCAUUAUCCAUCGUAUCUCGCGCCCUCGACCUAGACGUUAAGGCUUUCGACACUUCACCGUAUUAUGGGCCCUCGGAAAUCAUCCUGGGCAACGCACUUGCACACCCAUCCAUCACUUCCAAGCAUCCACGCUCGUCUUAUUUCCUUGUGACAAAGGCGGGGCGCAUCGAGGGCAAUGUGUUCGACUACAGCCCUUCUUGGGUACGAUAUUCGGUGUAUCGAAGUUUGGAGAGACUACACACCCCGUACCUAGAUUUAGUUUACAUGCAUGAUGUCGAAUUCAUGCCACCGCAGGAAGUAUUGACCGCCGUACGAGAGUUACGUCGUUUGAGGGACGAGGGCGUCAUUCGUUACGUAGGAAUCAGCGGAUACCCUGUCGAGAAACUAUGCGCGCUUGCGGAAAUGAUUAAUACAGAGACGAAAGAGCCGCUCGAUGCUGUGCUUAGUUACGGUCACUACACGAUACAGAACACUACUUUGGGGAGCUCAGCUAUAGAACGAUUCGAGCGUGCCGGCGUGGAUGUUGUUUUGAAUGCUAGUAUGCUAAAUAUGGGCUUACUGACUACGAGGGGCGCCGAUGCGGGGCCGAUGGCCUCGUGGCAUCCGAGUCCAGAGCCCCUGAGAAAGGUGUGCCAAGAUUUGGUACCCAUCGCCGUUGAUGCGGGUGAGAAACUAGAAGUCGUCGCGAUCCGAUGGGCACUUGACAACUGGUCACGAGUCGGUGCUACCAAAGGUGGCCGUAAUCCCAAAUUACCUGCUGGCCAACGAGUCGGCAUCAGCGUCAUGGGAAUUUCAAGCCUUGCCGAGUUAGAAGAGACUUGUCGGGUUUUCCAAAGCGUGAUGGAAGGACUCGAAGAAGAGAGUCUUGACACGGAGCAGGCAAGACGGAGGCAAUGGAGUUUGGAUCGACGCCAGAAGAUACAAGAUCUGGUAGAGAAGAUGUGGUUAGUUCUAGGACAGUGGAAAAACUACAGCUGGAACAGCCCAGAUGCUGGGUUCGUCAACGAGAGAAAGCCUACUGAGAUUGGGCUGACGCCUGACGAUGGUAUUCUCACACAGUAUGCUGCGAAAUCACAUGUCAGUGUGAAGGUUGAGGAGUUGCCAGCAGUUGCUACAUAGUAACCCUAUCAUUACAGUAAACGAGUAUGUCGGAUGUCGGCACGGCCCUUGGAAGUAUUAGAACUUUCCACUCGAGGCUUUGCCUUCUUACUCCCUCCUCCUAUCAUAAUAUUAUAGACUAGGUACCUCUAAUUCAGAAACAAUAUUUCCACUUGAUUGACCAAAUUUCAUAAUCUCU